AUGGUCAAGUUUACCAAGCGACAAUGGCUCACCCUGAUUGUCAUCAGUAUCGCCGAUUUCGCGAAUGCUAUUUGUGUAUCGUUACAAGCCCCGUUCUAUCCUCAAGAGGCUGAGAAGAAAGGCGCGUCGCCAUCGGAAUAUGGAUUGGUCUUCGGGAUUUUCGAAUUGGUAGUUUUCGUUAUUAGCCCAGUCUAUGGACAGCAUCUCAAUCGAAUCGGUCCAAAGUUACUAUUCAAUGGCGGUAUCCUAACUACAGGAACUUGUGCUAUAUUUUUCGGUUUAUUGGACAAGGUCGAUGGUCAUUAUCCAUUCAUAAUUCUAUCUUUCUUGAUCAGAAUUGUGGAAGCAUUGGGAAAUGCUGCAUUUUUAACAGCUAGCUUUGCUAUUAUCGCAAAAGAAUUUCCGAACAAUGUCGCCACAACGUUCGCCAGCUUGGAAACCUUCUUCGGCUUGGGUCUUAUCGUAGGUCCCACUGUCGGAGGUGCACUUUAUGAGGUAGGUGGAUAUACCACACCAUUUGCAGUUCUUGGCUCAGCAUUAUUCGUAGCAGCUGUCAGUACCGCAUUCAUUUUACCCAUGCAUAACGAUAGCGAUCAUGAUGCUCACAACACCGGAGGAGUAACGAAAGUCUUGAAAAUCCCCGGCGUAAUGAUCGCCUCCAUGUCGAUAAUUGCGACAAGUAUGAGUAUUGGAUUUUUGCAAGCAACAUUGGAACCACAUCUGAGACAAUUCAAUUUGAGCCCAGUCGUGCUAGGAUUAAUGUUUGUCAUUAAUGGUGGCACUUACGCGGUAACCGCACCAGCAUGGGGUUGGCUUUGCGACAAUUAUUGGCAUCCAAAGGUAGCAACCGUUGCCGGUUGUGUUCUCGUAAUGAUCGGUUUCUCCCUGAUCGGUCCAGCACCGUUCAUUCCGUCGUCUACUAUAAUGUUGAUGACCAUCAGCGGUCUUGUGAUCCAUGGUUUAGGCAUGGCUGCUCAACUGGUUGCAAGCUUCACGGAUGCCUUACGGACCUCCAUAUCGUUUGGAUUUCCAAAUAAUCUUGAAACCUACGGACUCAUUAGUGGAUUGUGGACAAGUACUUUUGCCCUCGGAGCAUUCAUCGGCCCUAGUAUUGCUGGGAUUCUACUAGACAACAUUGGUUUCAGAAAUGGUUCUAUGUUUAUCGUAUUACUUCAUAUGCUAGUGGGUGUGGUAGCUACAGUAUUCUUGACUACUUGUACCCGUACACCUAAACCGUACACCGAUAUCGGCGCGGUCGAAGAUCCCAGAGUACCACUGGUGGAGAGCGGCCGAUUGGGCAGUGGCAGUCUACAUCAGAACGGACGGGGCCAAAGUGUGCCGAUCGAUAGGCAUGCCGGCGGCAUGAACUCGCUGAUCGUGUGCAACAGUUAUUCGAAUAGAGCCGGUGCAUGGUCCAGAGCAUCGUAUAGCGGUCGCUACUCUCACAGUUACGGCUCCAUAGAGAAUAAACGUUAUUUGGAGCUCACCACGUGAUAUUGAACGUUCGGGAAUGGUAUCAAGGGUUUAGGAUUCUGUUACUUUCUGCUACUAUUCGCCAUCAUUCAUUCUCUGGCUUCGAUCAUCGAGAUCUUCAAUCUUUCAGUUUUUCCGCGAGACUUCAUUCAACCGUAAAUGCAAAAGACUGUUUAUUAUUCAAAAAGAAUAUUGACCGAAAAUUAAUAUCCCAUUAUUACGUCUCACUUUAUCAGUAAGUUAAUGUUAAACAGAAAUUUAGAUUUCAUUUAGAAUUUACAAUAUCUCUAGUAAUAUAUAUAUAUGUAUUCUACUACAGAUAUUAUAAAUUCUAAAUGAAAUUUCUAUUGUUAUACAAUUAUUUCAUAAAGUUUACUUGAACUAAUAAUAAUACCGCAAUAACAGUAAUAAAAAACGGUAUUAACAAUCAAAAAUCUUAUUGGCACAAUUUAAUUAAAAUUAAUUUUACUACAAAAAUGUGCAAAUUCUAAAUAACAUAUAUUUAAUUUAUGUUAAAUAUAAAACUUUUUGAUGCCACAUGAUACAUCGCAACUAUGCUGAAUUAUCAGUAGAUAGUGGAUAGAAUUAUAAUAAUUAUUACAAAAAAAGCAUUUUUUCGCAAAUUGCUUAUAAAAAAUGGUUUACUUCGUUAAUUCUUGCGGAUAUUGCGAUAUUAUUUUUCUCACAAUUUCUAUGCGUAAUCUUAAUUUUUUAAUCUUAAAGUUAAUCUUAUAAUGCAAAAAGAUUAUAAAAAUUUUUUACUUAUACAAUACUAAUUAAAUUGGAAGACUUUAUAUAUCCUUGAGAAUAUAAUUUUGUUUAUGAAUCUUCGGUAUACUCGGUAUCUUCCUGCCUAAAGUUUCUGUAUAUGCAAAAAACUGUAUAUGCAAAAAGUUACAAAAUAUUAUAUUGAAAUAAUCAAUCGCAGGAAGAAAAAGAGGAGCGAACGAAACACACGCUGAUGCAUAAAACGCUUCAAGCAGUAUUCGCAGAGUGCGUUAUCGCCGAUCGCUUUAUCACGAUUUACUUAAAUAGACUCAUACUAUAUACUCUUUCGGUUAAGUUCAAUUUGACUUCAACUUUCCAGCUGCUAUUAC
This is a messenger RNA of Pogonomyrmex barbatus (red harvester ant), 2570 nucleotides long. RefSeq names its product MFS-type transporter SLC18B1. NCBI's taxonomy places the organism in Eukaryota, Metazoa, Arthropoda, Insecta, Hymenoptera, Formicidae. Gene Ontology annotation, molecular function: transmembrane transporter activity. The record is from RefSeq and is a predicted model, not a curated record. Gene Ontology annotation, biological process: transmembrane transport.